CUCAGAGCCUCUCCGAGACAGGAGUGCCUUGUUCCACAGCCCGAAGGCUUUUUUUCCCUCCCAGGAGCCAGACAUCCUUGCUCCACCCCCCCACCGUCCUGUCUCUCCAGGCGAUUUUUUUUUCUGUCCUGGCUCUGAAAGUGUUAACCCCAGAGCAUCCCCCACUGCUCCCGCCAAAGGAUCCUAAAAAAAAAGGUGCAAAGUUUGAUUCAGAUAGGGAAUGAAUGAUCAAAGCCAAGCCGAUACUUCCUGUCGCCCAGAGGCUAUAUAUAACGUGAUGACUGCGCCCGCUGCGGAGACGCACCGGAGCGCUCGCCCUGCCGCCUGAGGUUUGCCGGGGACCACAAUGAACAAGUUGCUGUGCUGCGCGCUCGUGUUCUUGGACAUCUCUAUUAAAUGGACCACCCAGGAAACAUUUCCUCCAAAGUACCUACAUUAUGACCCAGAAACCUCUCGUCAGCUAAUGUGUGACAAAUGUCCUCCUGGCACCUACCUAAAACAACACUGUACGGCAAGGCGGAAGACCAUGUGUGCCCCUUGUCCCGACAAGUACUACACGGACACCUGGCACACCAGCGACGAGUGUCUGUACUGCAACUUAGUGUGCAAGGAGCUGCAGUACGUGAAGCGGGAGUGCAACCGCACCCAGAACCUCGUGUGCGCAUGUGAGGAAGGGCGCUACCUCGAGGUGGAGUUCUGCCUGAAGCACAGGAGCUGUCCCCCUGGAUCCGGAGUGCUGCAAGCCGGAACCCCAGAGCGAAAUACGGUUUGCAAAAGAUGUCCAGAUGGGUUCUUCUCGAAUGAGACGUCAUCUAAAGCACCCUGCAGAAAACACACAAACUGCAGUGCCUUAGGUCUCCUUCUAAGUCAGAAAGGAAAUGCAACGCAUGACAACAUAUGUUCUGGAAACCGUGAGUCGACUCACAAAUGUGGAAUAGAUGUCACCCUGUGUGAGGAGGCAUUGUUCAGAUUUGCCAUUCCUACCAAGUUUACCCCUAACUGGCUCAGUGUCCUGGUAGAAAAUCUGCCUGGCACCAAAGUAAAUGCAGAGAGCGUAGAGAGGAUAAAACGGCGACACGACUCACAAGAACAAACUUUCCAGCUGCUGAAGUUAUGGAAACAUCAAAACAAAGACCAAGAUAUGGUCAAGAAGAUUAUCCAAGAUAUUGACCUCUGUGAAAAUAGCGUGCAGAGAUACAUCGGGCACACAAACCUCACCUUCGAACAGCUCCGCAGCUUGAUGGAAAGCUUGCCAGGGAAGAAAGUUACAACAGAAGACAUCGAGAAAACUACGAAGACAUGCAAAUCAAGUGAGCAGGUCCUGAAGCUGCUCAGCCUGUGGAGAAUGAAAAACGGCGACCAGGACACUCUGAAGGGCCUAAUGCACGCACUGAAGCACCUGAAAACAUACCACUUUCCCAAAACUGUCACUCAGAGUCUGAAGAAGACCAUCAGGUUCCUUCACAGCUUCACGAUGUACAGAUUGUAUCAGAAGCUAUUUUUAGAAAUGAUAGGGAACCAGGUCCAAUCCGUAAAAGUAAGCUGCUUAUAACCAGAAAUGGUCAUCAGGCUGUUUCCUCAUAAUGGACCAGACCCAAUGGAUGAGUAAACUGUUUCUCAGGCACUUGAGGGGGUAAAAUGAUUUCUUUCUCAUCACCAAAGACUGGAUUUGGCCCCAGGGCAUUAAAAAAACAACAACAACAACAACAAAAAGCAAAAAGCAAACAAAAAAAAAAACUAUGGUGUGGAGAAAGAACUAACUUCUCCCCAAAAAGUUCGUUAAACCCCAAAUAGUUUAUCCAACCAACAGAUCUGGUCCAACAUCUACUGACUAUAUUUUCUCUUAUUACUGUUUGCAGUAAUUCAACUGGAAAUAAGAAACUAGACUCCAUUGUGCCUUACUAAAUAUGGGAAUGUCUAACUUAAAUAGCUUUGAGAUUUCAGCUGUCUAGAGGCUUUUAUUAGAAAGCCAUUAUUUUCCUGUAAAAGUACUAAUAUAUCUGUAACACUAUUACAGUAUUUGCUAUUUAUAUUCCUUCAGAUAUAAGGUUUGUACAUAUUAUCUCCUAAAGGGAAAUUGUGUAAGACUUAAUUUUAGAAAGAAUAUAUAUAUUCUGUUUUAUUAUUAUGACAAAUGAAAGAGAUAAAAUAUAUUUUUAAUGCAAAGUUUGUAGCGUUUCCUAAUCGGUACUGCCAUUCUUCCUAUGUUUUUGUAAUAUAAUUUUACCUAUAUAAGCUAUAAUAUCAUUUUAUAGAAAAUGCAUUAUUUAGUCAAUUGUUUAAUGUUGGAAACUGUAUAAAAUAUAAAUUAUCUGAAUAUUAGAUGUGCUGAGAAAUUGAAUGUACUUUAUUUAAAAGAUUUUAUGUUUUUACUAUAUAAACAACAUCAUUAAAGUUUUCUAAUUAUUUUUCA
Pteropus alecto (black flying fox) is the source of this 2413-nucleotide messenger RNA. RefSeq names its product TNF receptor superfamily member 11b (gene TNFRSF11B). Gene Ontology annotation, molecular function: protein binding. NCBI's taxonomy places the organism in Eukaryota, Metazoa, Chordata, Mammalia, Chiroptera, Pteropodidae. Gene Ontology annotation, biological process: signal transduction. The transcript has 5 exons. The record is from RefSeq and is a predicted model, not a curated record. The coding region runs from base 347 to 1552 and encodes 401 amino acids.